GCUGAAGGGACGCGGCGGCGGCGGCGGCGGCGGCGGCGGAGGAAGCGAGCGGCGGCGGCGAAGGGGAGGGGAAGCCGCGGGGCAGGAAGAGCCGGCUCGCGAAGGGAGGGGCCGCGAGGGGAGGCCUCCGCGCAGGCGCACCGCGGGCCCCUCCCCGCCGAAGCGCCCCCCCGCGCGCCGAGGGGUCCUGACAGGCCGAGCGAGGCAGCCGCUCGAGACUCCGCCCGGGAGGGGCCGCCGGCCGGGGGGGCACCAUGUCCUCCCCCAGCCCGGGCAAGAGGCGGAUGGACACCGACGUGGUCAAGCUUAUUGAGAGUAAACAUGAAGUCACCAUCCUAGGAGGACUCAAUGAAUUUGUAGUGAAAUUCUAUGGACCACAAGGAACACCGUAUGAAGGUGGCGUGUGGAAAGUUAGAGUGGACCUUCCUGACAAAUACCCCUUCAAAUCCCCGUCUAUAGGAUUCAUGAAUAAAAUUUUCCAUCCCAACAUUGAUGAAGCGUCAGGAACUGUAUGUCUAGAUGUAAUUAAUCAGACUUGGACAGCUCUCUAUGAUCUUACCAAUAUAUUUGAGUCGUUCCUGCCCCAGUUGCUGGCCUAUCCCAACCCCAUAGACCCCCUUAAUGGUGACGCAGCAGCCAUGUACCUUCACCGACCAGAAGAAUACAAACAGAAAAUUAAAGAAUACAUUCAGAAAUAUGCAACAGAGGAAGCACUAAAAGAGCAGGAAGAAGGGACCGGAGACAGCUCUUCCGAGAGCUCCAUGUCUGACUUUUCAGAGGACGAGGCCCAGGAUAUGGAAUUGUAGUAGAAGCAGCGUCCUGCUUUUCGGAAAGACUGACUUCCUAACCAUGCGCUGAGAAGCAGACUGUAAUAUUCAUAUUUAAACAAAGCAAUUUUUUAUUACUAAACAAGGUUUUUAUGAAUAAUAGCAUUGAGAUAUAUAUACAUAUAUAUAUAUCACCCUUUAGAUCUUGAUUUUUUUUUCUUUCGGUCAUUUCUCAGAGCCCAAAAUGCAUUGCAGUGCAUUUCCGACAUUCCACUUGGUAGCAAUAUGAACCUGGGUGCGUGCUUGCAUCCAUUCAUAAUUCCAUUUCAGCCGAGUCAACCCUAAGCUGCUGCUUUGCUCGGGAGAGAGUGGAUAUUCCCAUUUUGUUUUUUUCCUGGUUUUUCUUUUUCUUUUUAGUUAAGUGUUCCAAAGACAGCAGACGCCCUUGGAUGCAAACAUGGAACAGCACUUUCAGAAUGUAAAGGAGAAAUAUUUGGGGGGUGGGGGGAUAAAUGAUGGAAAGAUGAGGCAGUGAAGUCAACGGUGCUCCUUCAUUUCAACUUGGCUGCUUACACGUUUGGAUGGAGUUAACCUUUUUUUUCCUUUAAAAAAAAAUCCACCAACUGAAUGCAUGGAGCUCUUGAAGUGUCAGAUUUUUACAAAGCAGCUGUGAUUCCAAGUAUGCUUUUUUUAUGGACUUCCUGUCUGCUUACACUGGUGAUGGUAGUGAUGGUGGUGAUGGUAUCUAGUUUGCUUGGGGAAACUUUUGAAAGCCAGCAUCUCAACAGUAGUCACCUCGUUCCUCCGGAUUCUCAGUCUGUCUCCCUUCUCCUUUUAAGGGACAGGAAGCAAGCAAGCCCUGCCCAAGGGUGGGGUAUCUAACUCGGAGUACAUUGAACCCGGUCCAUUCUGGUCCCCUUGUCCAAACCACCAGCAGUAGUAAUUCUACACACACAAACACACCCCUUCUUGCUCUCUUGAUGUUUCUGCAAACGCUGUCAAGGUGAACUUCAGUAAGAGCUUUCUGACCAGGUGGAUUUGGCCAAGUGCUCCGAGCCUGUGAAAGGUGGCAUUGGCACUUUUCAUCCCUGGUCAUAAUUCCCUCCUUACCCCCCACCCUGUGCCAAUGCUUGCUGUCAGUUCCAGUUUCAGUUUGCUGUGCUUGGGUGAGCAGGCCAGACAAUCUGAGAAAUCCCACCACGAUGGGCUGGAAGGGCACUCUUCUUAAAGAAUGGGGGAAAUGGCUAAUGAAGGUGGUGUCUGAGAUACUCCAAAUGAGAAUUCCUUCCUUCCUUUGCUAAUUGAAUGCAUAAGGAACCUCAGACCAGAAAUGCCUACCUGGGAUGUUGAUGAUGCUUGAAUAUGGAUAAUAGCAGGAGUGUUGGUAAGAUGGAGCUGCACCCUGGAUGUUGCUUCCUCUGCAUUUCUAGAUAUUUUGGGACAGGAUGUUGAGGGGAGGGCUGGGGGGGGCUUGGUGCAUCUUCUAGGAUCAGCAUACAGAACUUGGGUGACUCGAGCAGUUGAAUGUCAAGAGAAGCUUGGUAAAUUGUAUUAUUUUCCCCCGUUGCUUAAAUGCCACUGGAGUUUGGAGUCGGGGAGUUUGUGUGUGUUUGGGGGGGUGAGGGUAACAAAAGAGUACAAUCUUAAACCGUGAUCAAUUUGCUUUCUUCCCUUUUGGAAAGAUCUGUAAAGUAGAACUUAACUUUGGCAUGAUUAUUUUCCUUUAAUAAAGCAAAAGCUUACCAAGUAUUCGAACUACAGGCAUAAAGCAAAAAAAAAAAAUUAAUAGUAAUAAUCUUUUCCUUUUCGCAAACAUUGAAAAAGUGGUGAAAUCGGGCUGUGGUUAGUAGCUGUGAACUGACUGUGCGACAGGAGAUGGCAUUCCGUCACUCUGGGUCUUGAUAGAAGACAUGGAGGGGCUGUUCCUACAGCAGGACCCUCUAGAUUACCUGUCCCUAACCUGGUGCCCUCCCGCAACUGCCAUCCCAGCACAGCCACGGGUGGGUGGGAGGGCACAUGAUGGGGAUGGUCUGCCUUAAAUGUGCUGCUAAUUGGUCUACCUGUGAAAUGACCUCUAGGUGCUGUUUGGCCUAGACUUGAGUGCCAAGCUAUCUAUCAUGAUAGGAGUACCAAUUUAAACAAAAUAAAUGGUUCCCUUCUUCUGCUCCCCAGGAUUGUAUAUAUAAAUGCUAGUGUUCUAAUUCCCUUUAUGCAGGUAAUCUUUUUUUUAAAAAAAAAAUUAAUAAAGUCUGAAUCCUGAUAUUUUUUGAGAUUUUGACAACACUGCACUUGUAAAUUAAGACUCCUUUUUUUCCCCCUAAGCAAAGCCACAAUUCUGGUUUUAAUUAAGGAGAGAAAACAAAAGAUUUCCAACAAAGAGGUGACCCAUGUUUACACAAAGUUCCCCCCAAACAUGACCCUGGCUCCUGCUUUCCCUUCUAAGUCUCUGGUUCGCAAAGGCCCUUUUUGGCAUCUGUCACUGCAUCUUAUCCCUUGAAUGUUCAUGGCUCAGAUGAAGAUUUAAGGUGAUCCCUCUUCUUUCUGUCAGCUAGAAUUGGUUCUUGAACAUAAGCAUCACACACACAGCCUUACACACACACUUGCAAACAGUUCUGACAUUCAUUGAUGUAGUAUUGACUUAACCUAGUGAUCAUGGCUGGCCAAAUGUUUGUGAUUUCAUGGGAUCAAGCUUGAAAGAAACAGUUUGUGAGGAACCACCUCAGAAGCAUUUAGCUAAAUGGAGCGAUUUUCAGCUCUGUCUCCUUCACAUUGCUGAUCUUGGAACAGGUUGCUCUCUGUUCCUUUUCCCUCCCCAACCACUUUCCUUUCUUCCUCUGGCUUGUUAAGAUCUUUGCUCGCUGUUUGAUGAACAGUCUUCAGUUGAUUAUGCCAUCAUCAUAACUGCCAACCGCUGGUGGUGCUGAUGUCUCUUUUCAGACUGCCUGUUGAGAUGACAAUCCAAUCUUCAGAUUUAAUUGUUGCUGAGCAAAUCCCUCUGAGUGCUGUGCCAUCUGCCUGGGAAACUUCCCACAUCCUUUUUGAUUUGCAAUCCAGUCCUGUCUUCAGGACGUUUUCAAAGUUUUCCUUGAAGCACACAUUUCCUCCAUCUUUUCUCUUACCGCCUCCCCGAUUCAUCUGUUGAACAGACUCUUAAGCAGCUCUUGCUGUAUUUUAAGUUACAAAAUUAAAAUGUAGAUGGAAGUGAAGCUGCAGGGCCACACAUCACACUGACCAGAUGACCCUGGUCUUGUCCCCUUAAUUCAAGUUGGUAGCACGUGGAGAUUUUUAUUUUUUUGGUUUGAGCAGAGAUGGGUCAACAAAGAUGUAAAAUCAAGAGUUCUGGGACAGCUUCUGUAAACUCUUGUUUCCUGGUUGGUGUCUUCUUUCCUUUGGGAGCAGGGAGGAGACUUGAAAGAUGGAAAAUAUUUCAGCUUUUGGACCAUGCUGGUGUUCUGCAGCUAGAUUUGGAACGAGUAGCGAAGGGUAGAGUUAACAUGGGGAUGGUCAUAGCAAUGUGCACUGUCCCAGGUUGGGAUCUAGGACAUUGAUUUCUCUAGCGCUGUGUUGUUCUGGCACUUGAAGCAGGGGUGGAUGCAACAUGAGAAAUGGCCAGGUUUUUUUGUUUUCGUUUAAUUUCCCAGAGUGUAUUUGGUACAUUGUGUGAAUACUUGAAGAGGUCAAACAGGAUGUCCAGCCCUUCCAUGGGCGUCUGAGCUGCCCCAGCUCCCCCUCUUUGCAUUGCAAUGAUGUCGUGGGGGGGCCAGACCCUGUGGCGAAUGCCUCUUCUAAGGAUUAUAACCUCUCAGAAUAGUUGUGUAUAAUAAAAGAAACUGUAAACUUUUUAAAAAAUAAAAUAUGUAUAUACCUUG
Messenger RNA from Candoia aspera, 4636 nucleotides. RefSeq names its product ubiquitin conjugating enzyme E2 H (gene UBE2H). Gene Ontology annotation, biological process: ubiquitin-dependent protein catabolic process; protein polyubiquitination. NCBI's taxonomy places the organism in Eukaryota, Metazoa, Chordata, Lepidosauria, Squamata, Candoiidae. The transcript is spliced from 7 exons. The coding region runs from base 255 to 806 and encodes 183 amino acids. The record is from RefSeq and is a predicted model, not a curated record. Gene Ontology annotation, molecular function: ubiquitin conjugating enzyme activity. Gene Ontology annotation, cellular component: nucleus.